This is a messenger RNA of Pelobates cultripes (western spadefoot toad), 31884 nucleotides long. Lineage: Eukaryota; Metazoa; Chordata; Amphibia; Anura; Pelobatidae. The record is from the annotation of a GenBank genome assembly.
AUGGCCACCGGCACGUCUGGCGACAGAAAAACCAAAAAGAUGGCCGCCGCGUGUGUUCCGCGCAUGCGCGGCGGAAAUGUCACGGAAAUAUACCCAGCCUUAGGGGGCCGAAAAAACGGCCGAGGUGGGUGAGGGGGACGCGGGGAGAACCCGGUCAGCACGGGGAUGGGAGCCAAAGCAACCCCAAGCUAUGGGAAAAGGGAGAAGGCCCUAAGAACCCCCCAGUAAUGAAAAAUAGAAGUACAGAGAAAUCUUAUAGUGUAUAAGGAAUAUAAGCAAGCCCUGAAUAGCUAAACAGGGGAUAGUCCAAGUACAUACAAGUGACACAUAUGUAUAGCAAGUAAGGUAGUAAAAAGGUACUUAGCUGGUUUGAGGGAGCAGCGAAGAAAGAGGAAGAGAGUGCUACACCUUAUAUACUGAAAGGGGGUGGUUCCCUCAUGUAGCACUGUUGAAUAUGUAUAUAUGUUAAUGAUAUGCUAUUUUUUCUCUUUUAUACUCAUUUCUCUCUUCGCUGCUGAGGGAAAAUUAAAGAAAGAGAAGCAUAAUAGGAGCCUCCGUGUCUUUAAUAAAAUCCUGGUUAUUUAUAAUUAAUAGAUUAAUAAUCCUGGUUAUAUAUAAUAAAUAGAUUAAUGAUCCUGGUUAUUUUUAAUAUGAUAACCAUCAACAUUACUCAUUAUUAUUUUUAAUCUAUGAUAUUUAUUAUUGAUUCACUUAACCUUAUUAUAUUUAUUUAAUUUAAUGUAUAAUCUAUAUUCAUUAUUUUUUAUUAUUUAUAUUUUUUUAAUUUAAUUUAAUGUAUAAUCUAUAUUCAUUAUUUUUUAUAAUUUAUAUUUAUUUUUUAUUUAUUAUAUAUUAUUUAUUUAUUAUUUUUUAUUAUUUAUUUAUCUUGAGUUUUAAUUAUGAAUUCUUUUUUUCUAUUCACAACUUUACUUCUUUCCAAUUUAUAAACACAAUAAUAUAAACUAAUUAUUAAUUAAUGUCUAAAUAUAAGUAUACUAAUAACACAGUUAGCACACAUAUUUAUUACAAUUGAUUAUUAUUAUUAUUAAUAAUUCAUUUAGAUUGGAAAUCCAUUGAAUAUAUUUGCACUAAUUCAAAUAAACACAACUGCACAUUUGCACAUAUUUGUUUUAUUGUAUUUCUUAAAUGUAUCUAUUUAUUUAAAAUAUACAUAUGUAUGCACUUUGAGGAUAUCGAAUAAGGACUUGUUGGAGAGUUAUGUUUACAGAAUGGAGACACACUGGAAGGUAUAUAUAUACUGAGGAGGACUGCGAACCCUGUAACCCAUGAAAAAAGGAAGUGACGCGACGACAUUUGUGGCCGAGUCACAUUGAAUUCCAGACCGGAAAAAGCAUUAUGGACCUGGUAGUACAAGGCAACCGGAAGUGACGCGACGGAACUCCGAUCGCGCCAUAUACUUGCACCAGAUUGGACAAUAAAGAAACUGGCGGGAAAUUCAAGCCUUUUAAGGAUGGAAAAACAGAGAACUGUUUGAAGCUGACUGAGGAAUCCGUUUUUUAUCGGCGAAACGCGUUUUGGCUCUUAAAGUGGACCCAUAUAUAUUUUUUAGGUCACAUAUUCUUAUAUUGUAUUUUUUUUUACUGUUUUUUAUUUUCUAGAUAUACUAGUGUAUUUUUAUAAAUAUUAUUUUAUAAUAAAUUGUUCCCAUUUUUUACUUAUCUGCUGUAUCCUGUAUAAGUGAUUCAAAGGGAGAGGCAGUGUCACCCCACAAUCUGACACUAGGCAAAAAUACUUAGAGCCGGUUACCAAAGGCUCUAAACCAGGUGAGCAUUUCUACUUUUACUUAUAUGGACAUCAUUUCCAUUUUGAGAUGCUACACUUACUAUAAAACAUCUGUGUCUUUUAUAUAUUCGGUGGAGAAUAUCUUCCUCAGGAGAGAGGGGUCGUGUGAUCUACCCAAAAAGACACAGACGCGCAGAAGUUUAGAGCCUAACACUAGAAAAGGCUCUAACAAAUGUGAGUGUAUAUAUAUAUUCACUAAUUCACCGAUCGCCCCAUUUUAAGACAUAUUACACUAUCAUCUGUAUAUGUUCCUUCUGUUCUUCUUUUUUAUAUAUAUCAAUUGUACCAAGAGAAACGAAAAAGGGUAAGAGUUCCAAAUAUUCAGUGAACGCACUUACCUCGCACUAAUAUAGCGCUGCACUCAUCUAAGGAACUUUAGAUUUGGAUGGUGGCAACAUCAUCCAAACCAAAAGUUUUUUUGUGUUUUGGUGAUUAUAUUUAAUAAAUAGAUUAAUAAUCCUUGUUAUAUAUAAUAAAUAGAUUAAUGAUCCCAGCUCUGGUAAAGUCUCCUAGUUAAAUAUAAUACAUAGAUUAAUUAUACCAGCUCUGGUAAUGUCUCCUUAUUAUAUAUAUUAAAUAGAUUAAUAAAAAAUAAAAAAAUGUAUGCGAGACGAGUGGCGUCGCCACUAAUAGAGAGGGGGGGAGGAUAGCACCAGAGGCAUCAAUAGCUCCAAUAUGUGUAUAGUUAUGAAGUACAGGACCAUUUAUGUAUAUAGUUAGGACAACGCACACAGGGCAUCACACCAACAUAGACGGAGAGAUGCACCCAGCAACGCACUAAAGUCAGGGAGGCGACGCCAGAAACACGGGGGCGCACGGUUAGGAUCAAACAGGGGGAAUCACCCUCCUUGAGCAAUAGUGAUGUACCCUAAUAUAUUGUUAUUACAACAGAAGCACUGCAACAAUGCAUAUUGUAACCCCUCGAACAGGGGAAUGUGACCAAGAGAAAAUGUAUUGUGAUACUUGUGAACUUGUCCCCCACCCCUUUAUCCUUUUCUCUUCUGUACCCUAACAAAAAACUGUUUAAUAAAAAGACGAUUGAAAAAAAAAAUAGAUUAAUAAUCUGGUAAUGUCUCCUUGUUAUAUAUAAUAAAUAGAUUAAUGAUCCCAGCUCUGGUAAAGUCUCCUUGUUAUAUAUAAUAAAUAGAUUAAUAAUCCCAGCUCUGGUAAUGUCUCCUUAUUAUAUAUAUUAAAUAGAUUAAUUAUACCAGCUCUGGUAAUGUCUCCUUGUUAUAUAUAAUAAAUAGAUUAAUGAUCCCAGCUCUGGCAAAGUCUCGUUGUUAUAUAUAAUAAAUAGAUUAAUAAUCCCAGCUCUAGUAAAGUCUCCUAGUUAAAUAUAAUAAAUAGAUUAAUUAUACCAGCUCUGGUAAUGUCUCCUUAUUAUAUAUAUUAAAUAGAUUAAUUAUACCAGCUCUGGUAAUGUCUCCUUGUUAUAUAUAAUAAAUAGAUUAAUAAUCCCAGCUCUGGUAAAGUCUCCUUGUUAUAUAUAAUAAAUAGAUUAAUAAUCCCAGCUCUAGUAAAGUCUCCUAGUUAAAUAUAAUAAAUAGAUUAAUUAUACCAGCUCUGGUAAUGUCUCCUUGUUAUAUAUAAUAAAUAGAUUAAUGAUCCCAGCUCUGGUAAAGUCUCCUUGUUAUAUAUAAUAAAUAGAUUAAUAAUCCCAUCUCUGGUAAUGUCUCCUUAUUAUAUAUAUUAAAUAGAUUAAUUAUACCAGCUCUGGUAAUGUCUCCUUGUUAUAUAUAAUAAAUAGAUUAAUGAUCCCAGCUCUGGCAAAGUCUCCUUGUUAUGUUAUAUAUAAUAAAUAGAUUAAUAAUCCCAGCUCUAGUAAAGUCUCCUAGUUAAAUAUAAUAAAUAGAUUAAUUAUACCAGCUCUGGUAAUGUCUCCUUAUUAUAUAUAUUAAAUAGAUUAAUUAUACCAGCUCUGGUAAUGUCUCCUUGUUAUAUAUAAUAAAUAGAUUAAUAAUCCCAGCUCUGGUAAAGUCUCCUUGUUAUAUAUAAUAAAUAGAUUAAUAAUCCCAGCUCUAGUAAAGUCUCCUAGUUAAAUAUAAUAAAUAGAUUAAUUAUACCAGCUCUGGUAAUGUCUCCUUGUUAUAUAUAAUAAAUAGAUUAAUUAUACCAGCUCUGGUAAUGUCUCCUUGUUAUAUAUAAUAAAUAGAUUAAUAAUCCCAGCUCUGUUAAAGUAUCAUGGUUAUAUAUAAUAAAUAGAUUAAUAAUCCCAGUUCUGGUAAUGUCUCCUUGUUAUAAAUAAUAAAUAGAUUAAUGAUCCCAGCUCUGGUAAAGUCUCCUUGUUAUAUAUAAUAAAUAGAUUAAUAAUCCCAGCUCUGGUAAAGUCUCCUGGUUAUAUAUAAAAAUAAAUUAAUGAUCCCAGCUCUGGUAAUGUCUUCUUGUUAUAUAUAAUAAAUAGAUUAAUAAUCCCAGCUCUGGUAAAGUCUCCUUGUUAUAUAUAAUAAAUAGAUUAAUGAUCCCAGCUCUGGUAAAGUCUCCUUGUUAUAUAUAAUAAAUAGAUUAAUGAUCCCAGCUCUGGUAAAGUCUCCUUGUUAUAUAUAAUAAAUAGAUUAAUGAUCGCAGCUCUGGUAAAGCCUCCUUGUUAUAUAUAAUAAAUAGAUUAUUAAUCCCAGGUCUGGUAAAGUCUCAUUGCUUUAUAUAAUAAUUAUAUUAAUAAUCCUGGUUAUAUAUAACAAAUAGACUAAUGAUCCCGGUUAUAUAUAAUAAUUAGAUCAAUGAUCCCGGUUAUAUAUAAUAAAUAGAUUAAUAAUCCCGGUUAUAUAUAAUAAUAGAUUAAUAAUCCCGGUUAUUUAUAAUAAUUAGAUUAAUAAUCCUGGUUAUAUAUAAUAAUUAGAUUAAUGAUCCUGGUUAUUUAUAAUAAUUAGAUCAAUGAUCCCGGUUAUAUAUAAUAAAUAGAUUAAUAAUCCCGGUUAUAUAUAAUAAUAGAUUAAUAAUCCCGGUUAUUUAUAAUAAUUAGAUUAAUAAUCCUGGUUAUAUAUAAUAAUUAGAUUAAUGAUCCUGGUUAUUUAUAAUAAUUAGAUCAAUGAUCCCGGUUAUAUAUAAUAAAUAGAUUAAUAAUCCCGGUUAUAUAUAAUAAUAGAUUAAUAAUCCCGGUUAUUUAUAAUAAUUAGAUUAAUAAUCCCGGUUAUUAUAAUUAAUAGAUUAAUAAUCCCGGUUAUUUAUAAUAAUUAGAUAAAUAAUUUGGUUUAUUUAUGAUAUAGAUUAUAAUUUUGCUUAUUUAUGAUAAUUGGAUUAAUAAUUCUGUUUAUUUAUGAUAAUUAGAUUAAUAAUUCUGUUUAUUUAUGAUAAUUGAUUAUUACUUACCUCAGCUCUGGGGAAGCUGCGGCCCCUAGGGUACAUUAGGUUGGCCCCGCCCCUCCUCGGUGACGCAUUUGCCCCUGCGCGCUGAGCUUGAAGUGACGUGGAGUCCGCGUCGCUGGCUCUGGAGGGAUCCAUCGCGCGCUCUGUGGCGGUGGAAGAAGACGGGCGGGCCGUACCUGGCAGGAGGCCCAUCCUCCGGCCUCCCCGCCGGGACCCCGGAGCUGCCACCCGGGAGGCCGGAUCCGGCUCGGAAGGUGAGACCGGGGAGGCGGUCAGUACCCGGGAGGGGGAGGCGGUCAGUACCCGGGGAGGGGAGGCGGGCAGUACCCGGGAGGCGGGCAGUACCCGGGGAGGGGGGGAGGCGGCCGGGGCACCCGGGAGGGGAGGCGGUCAGGCACCCGGGGAGGGGGGGAGGCGGUCAGCACCCGGGGAGGUGGGGGGGAGGCGGGCAGUACCCGGGAGGUGGGGGAGCGGGCGCACCUGGGAGGCGGUCAGUACCCGUAGAGGGAUGGGGGAUCUGGGAUGAUAAGAUGUCUGAGCCGGGCGGGGCUGAGGUGGCUGGCACCCGGGGGCGGUCAGUAUCUGGGGGCGGUCAGUAAUCCGUAGAGGGAUGGAGGAUCUGGGAUGAUAAGAUGUCUGAGCUGGGCGGAGGGGGGAGGCGGCUGCAUCCGGGUAGAGGGAUGGAGGAUCUGGGAUGAUAAGAUGUCUGGAGCCGGGCGGAGGGGAGGCGGUCAGUAUCCGGGUAGAGGGAUGGAGGAUCUGGGAUGAUAAGAUGUCUGGAGCCGGGGGGGGGGGGAGGCGGUCAGUAUCCGGGUAGAGGGAUGGAGGAUCUGGGAUGAUAAGAUGUCUGGAGCCGGGCGGAGGGGGAGGCGGUCAGUAUCCGGGUAGAGGGAUGGAGGAUCUGGGAUGAUAAGAUGUCUGGAGCCGGGGGGGGGGAGAGGCGGUCAGUAUCCGGGUAGAGGGAUGGAGGAUCUGGGAUGAUAAGAUGUCUGGAGCCGGGCGGGGAGGGGAGGCGGUCAAGUAUCCGGUAGAGGGAUGGAGGAUCUGGGAUGAUAAGAUGUCUGGAGUCGGCGGGGAGAGGGCAGUCAUCCGGUAGAGGGAUGGGGAUCUGGGAUGAUAAGAUGUCUGAGCCGGGCGGGCUGAGGUGGUCAGUACCCGGGGCGUCAGUAUCUGGGGGUCAGUAUCCGGGUAGAGGGAUGGAGGAUCUGGGAUGAUAAGAUGUCUGGAGCCGGGCGGAGGGGGAGGCGGUCAGUAUCCGGGUAGAGGGAUGGAGGAUCUGGGAUGAUAAGAUGUCUGGAGCCGGGCGGGGGGAGAGGCGGUCAGUAUCCGGGUAGAGGGAUGGUGGAUCUGGGAUGAUAAGAUGUCUGGAGCCGGGCAGGGGGGGGAGGCGGUCAGUACCCGGGUAGAGGGAUGGAGGAUCUGGGAUGAUAAGAUGUCUUUCUGGGAGCCUGUCUCAAGGUCGGAUAUUCUCCCCAAGCCUCUCACUGCACCUCCCCAUAGCCGGCCAUUCGCCAUUCUUAGUCCCCGCGGGUUAGUGAAUAGCCCGGAUACAGCGCAAGGUGUCCAUUAACACAGCGUUACUGUCUUUAUAUAAAAACAUGUCAGUAAAUCCAGGGGCAGACAGGAGGAGAGCUCACUAAUUACCAGGAUUCCUAUCCAAAUAUCUCAUAUCUUUGUCUAAUGGGAGGUCACAUUAAUAGCACCCACUGUAAUGUGCUUUAAACACACACUACACGCUUAGAAACACAUCUAUUUUACAGAAUUCUAGAUUUUUCUAACUUUUUAGUGAUGUAAAGUCACGUAACAUCAGGAAGUAUUACUUUACUGAGAGGGUAGUGGAUGCAUGGAAUAGCCUUCUAGCUGAAGUGGUAGAGGUUAACACAAUGAGGGAGUUUAAACAUGCGUGGGAUAGGCAUUAGGCUGUACUAGAUAUAAGAUAAGGCCAGGGACUAAUGAAAGUAUUUAGAAAAUUGGGCAGACUAGAUGGGCCGAUUGGUUCUUAUCUGCCGUCACAUUCUAUGUUUCUCUUUUACUCUGGGUGGGGCACAGCACUCAGACCACUUAAUUUGCUGAAGUGGUCUGGGUGCCUGGAGUGUCCCUUUAAGACAGGAGGCACGUGUUUUACUUUAACUUCCUUUACUACUCAAAUAGCAGCAAAUGGGGAUUAAAAAAAUAAAAAUCUGACAGUGCAGAAAAACUUAUAAAGAUAUCACAUAGGAGGAACAUGCUUUCUAACCAGUAUAACCACUAUAACCAGUAUGUAAUGAAAAGGAUGUGGUGUAAUCACCUGAAUCAGCCAUUCGGAGAAAUCUAUUCUGAAUCCUUUUACUGUAUUAAGAAUCCCUAAAUUGAAUUUUGCGAGAAAAUGGGUGUCUGCCAACGAGACUUUUAUGAGGAGAAGGAAUCACUUACCAGAAAAAAGGUCCUGUUUUAGACUGUCCACUAGAAGAGUGGUUCCUAACCCAGUCCUCAAGUACUCUCUGCCAGUUCAGGAUUUAGGCAUUACCCAGUUGUCUAAGGUGGUGUUUCGUUUGUUUGUUUUUUUUAAACCAAAAAAAAAAAAACACAAGACAAAACAGGGUAAUCCCUAAUGUAGCAGAAUUAACUUUAUAGUACCCAUUUUCAUUCCAUUUGUUUGGCUGUUCUGUAGCCCCCGUUCAUUUACCGAAUUCCAAUCUGUGUGGUCCCUGGGUUCGCAUCAUUUAACAACCAACCAACCACCCCUGGCUGUUGACCUCAAAUCGCUUGUUAUAGAAAGUGUUUCCCUUGUGUGGCCUGUGUAUUACUGAACGCAUGUGUGCAGAUAAACGGUGGCCAUUUUGUCUCUCGAACAUGAGCAGCGGUACAUGGUCAUUGACGAACAGGAACUAAUUUUGGUUACUUUAGUUCGCGAAUACCCGGUAAACUGAUACCGCUACCCAUUCAACUUCCCGAAUCAGUAGGAGAACGCCGUUCGGGAGACAUAAACUUCCGAACAGGGGGAAACAUUCGUAUGCUAGCAGCCAGGGAGAGCCUUCAUCGGCAUUUGUGCGAGAACUCUCGAAAGAAGAUUGGUCAAAGCCUAAAUUUCUCGAACUGUUUUGGAGGCUUCACCUCAUGGCCAACCGGUCAAAACUUCACUCAAAUGGCGUUCCUAAACCACCGAACGGAUCUGAGUGAUAUUUUGGCAAAGUGGGUGCUCAGAUCCCACCUAUUCGGUGAAGUAACUUUUGUGGGGUUCUGAAAUACUAAAAUGUGUUUUAUGUUUAUAAAUAUUGUAUAUUUCCUGUACCUGAGAUUAUUUAAUUAAAGAGUUGUUCUUGCUCAAGUUUCUUCCAGACACAGAUGAGGAGUCUGUGAACAGUUUACUUGUGCCUUGUCUCCUCUCGGGUCCAUCAGUGGAAAACCCCUGGAAUAGGAAUUAAGAAACCCCUUUCAUGAGGAGUUGCAUAUAAGCCAGCUGUGGCUGAAUAAAAAUCAGUUGUCUCCCAGAACUGUGUGUUGUCCAGUUACUGAGGGGAUUUUGUCUUGUAUAUUGGAUUGCUUCCUCAGCUACAAGGAUUAAGCAGCGGAGAUAUUUGUUGAAUGUUGGAGCUCUACUACACCUAAAUUCUGGGAGGGAGUACUUGAGCACUGUGUUGGAAACCACUGCUCUAGAACCUCUGGAUCGCCAAAGUCUCACUAUUUGGGGAAAGAAGGGUUUAUGGGUGUAAACAUGGUUUCAUCUGCCUCUGUAAAAUGAAUAGGCGUCUAUAUGGAAGUGACCUCUUAUGGGUCUGCCAAAGAUUUUUGGAGGAAAAACCUCAAUUGAGGGAUAAUUGGGCAUGUAUACAUAGGAAAAAAUAACAAAUUAACUUGUUUUAUUUAUAAACUCCUGCCAAAUAAAAGGCCAUCUGCAGAAGUUCCAAGUUCUUCUGUGGCCAUUUGGAUUUAUUCAGGGUCUGAUUUUAUCAAGUGAGCUCAUCUUCUCUCUGAGGUGAUAGCUACUUUGGCGUUGCCUAAAAUCAAAACAUUUUGUAUCCACAUAUGGAUAUCAACCGCUUUACCACCUUGGAAAGCACUCUGCCAGGUCAAACAUUUUUGCUAAUUGACCAGUUAUAUCCAUUAAUCUGCCCUAAUAGCUCUACAAGGAGCAAUCUGUUCCCUGUAGUGGAUGAUGAUAGGGUAUGAUGAUGAUGGGGGGGGUAGAUGGAGGACAAAAUAAUACAAUAGUGUAAUACAGUUAAAACAAAUAUUAAUGCGCGCUAGGUUAGAAUGCACUCACAAGAUUCUGGAGUAUAGCAUCGCCUCAGUGUGCCUCCCCUUAGAUAGUUUAGGUGGUAUAUCCAAGGAUCCUUCUCUGAUGCUGUCACCACCACGUAAAGCAAGGUAAGACACAGGGAGUCGGUGAAAAAAAUGCUUGGCUUUAUUAUACAAAUAACAAAGCAAAAUAAAAUACAUGCGAGGUCCUACGCGUUUCGGCUUUACAAAAACCUUCCUCGGGGUCCAAUAAAACAAAUGCAAGUAAACAAAUUCAUAAACAAUCCCACAAUGAGGAUCAAAAGCAGCAUAUAACUCUCCCCCUGAGUCUUUCUUUAUAUAUGGUCUUCCUAUUGUCUCAUUAGCAGUUCCGUGGGGGUGUUUCUGAAGGUAUCCAGCCAGGCCCGGACUGGCCCUCGCGAUGUCCAUGGGCCGAGGCCGGCAGGGGAGAUCACAGGAUCACCUGAGCAUAACACUUAUAUAAAUAACUGGUCUCUGUUUCACUGUAUAUGUAGUUCUCAUCUUGGUUUACAGGAGUCAGUCCUAUCGUUCUUUUGAUAGUGCAUCCACUUUGCUCUUUAGUUUAUUUGCGAAACAAUCAAAGUUAAAGAAACACCCAAAUGUGUUUAUCUAAAAGCUGAGAUUAAUUUCUGGUAUGUUUUUGUUCUAAGAUUGCACACAGAGUUCACGAGAAAUUCACUUUAAAGGGACACUACUACCCUGUAACUGCUUUAUCUGGUAGACCUGGUUAUAGUGUCUGGAGCCGUCCUUUCAUUCAGCGUUAAAGAAACACUAUAGCAUUAGGGAUACAAAACGCUAUAGUGUGCCUCCGGAUCCUUUCCUUUUUUUAUUUUUAUUUUUUGUCUCGCUAACCUGCGGUUGAAGUAGACAAAGAGUUUUUGUUUUGUCUGAUGUGAUCAUGCAUCCUAAUCUUUCCAUAUAUUUUUCUUUGACAGAUGAUGCGGAGUCCCAGAAAGUUCUUGUACCCCCAGGAGGUGGUACUGCAGAAUUGCAGGCUGCUGUGGUGAAACAGACAGGUAGACAUUAUCAUUACCACCAUUUUUAUAGCUUCAGGAAAUUGAGCAAAGCUUUGCAAUUCUUUCAGUGCAGCUGCAUAACAACAAUUAAGUGCUGGAUGGCAAAAUCACGUAAGGGAUACAAAAUGUAUUUUUAAAAAUGCCCAGCUCAAACUACUGAAAAUUACCUAGCCAUUUACAGGAAGUGGGCAAAUAAUAAAAAGCUUAAAAAUCUAUUCUUAUAAAAGAGCUAGUAAGCAGUAUGCUGCCGUUUAGAUUCAGAACUGCUUUUAGUACUUUUGGAAUUUGCUUUUACAAGUCUUUAGUGUAGCUGGGUUUUGCACCAUUUCUCAAAAACAAAAGUAUGAAGUGAAUGUCUUAUCAAUAUUUAGAACUGGCCAUUAGGCUGUGGCAUGCCACAUAAAAGGGUCCUGUAAAUGGACUCUCGAUCCAUAGCCAAUGCAGUUGUGGGAGCUUAUUCCCACCAUUUAGCAGCCCUGUGGGCUGAAGAGUUCCAUUUGUAAACCCACCAGGUUGUGAGAGAGAAUUUUUUUUUUUUUUUUUUUUUAAAGUCAUCAUAUUUUUACUAAUCAGGAGUCUAGCAGAGUUACUUAACCUGAGAAUUGAUCGUGGGAUAUAAAUUCUUAUGUUAAAAUAUUAAAACUUUGUUGAAUAAUCUUUCUAGUUAAAGGACCACUAUAGUGCCCUGAGGGUGCCCGCACCCUCAGGCACCCCCUCCCGCCGGGCUGGAUGGAGUGGAAGGGGUUAAACUUACCUCUUUCUCCAGCGCCGGGCGGGGAGCUCUCCUCUCUCUUCUCCUCCUCUUUGGCUGAAUGCGUAUUCACAAUGCUUUCCUAUGGACGCUGGCGUCUUCUCACUGUGAUUUUCACAGUGAGAAGCACGCAAGCGCCUCUAGCGGCUGUCAAUGAGACAGCCACCGGAGGUUGGAUUAACCCCAAUAUAAACAUAGCAGUUUCUCUGAAACAGCUAUGUUUUUAUAAAAAUAAAAAGGGGGGGGGUUAACCCUAGCUGGACCUGGCACCCAGACCACUUCAUUAAGCUGAAGUGGUCUGGGUGCCUAUAGUGGUCCUUUAAGCUAUUUGACCUAAAAUGUGUCAUUUCCUAGUUGCAUGACUUUUACCCUAGGCGAUGCAUUGGUGUGGUGGUCUUAAAGUAAUUUCCUGUUGGAAGCUCGAACAUAAAUUCCAGCUUUGUGAAACUCAUGGCAUUCAGUUUUCUGGAAACGGUGUUGCAAAGAGACUGAUUUAGUUUUGUAAACUUUUGACGUUGCGCUAUUGUGAUGUUUAGUAACUAUGCUGUGAAGUGUCAUUCUUUGUGACUUACGACCUCUGUUCCUCCUUGAUGUUGGUUUCCACAAAUUAAGAAAAUUAGAAAUGUAUUAAUUGCCAAACUUCUUUAAUAGAUGGCAUAUCCCAAAUAAGCAGUCAGUCUAAGAUGAAUCUAUGACAUCUGUGAUUUUUAUAGUGUAGUAUUAUUUAUUACCUUGGGACAAAAGUAAUUAAUUUCUUUGUGCUGUUUUUUUUUCUUUUUUUUUUUUUCUUUUCUUGUUUAGGGGGGCUUUGCCUUCUUGGUGCUUACACAGACAGUGAUGAAGAUGAUGUCCCCGAUAAGCCUACUGUGGGAACUGCUCCAAAGGCCAACACCUCCUCAGACAUCGACAGUACUCUGGCUAAUUUUAUGGCGGUUAGAGCAAUUUUUAUUUAUAUUUUUUUUUGCACCCAAAAUAUUCAAACUAUUAUGACCUCACUGUUCAACACUCAUAUGGAAAUAUAAAAUGUGUUUAAACUUAACAUCUUUAAAUGGAUUUGGAAUUUUACAAGAAACCGGUUUUAAAAACAAUGAUUUUCUUUUGCGUGUGUUUGUGAUUUUGUGUUCUAAAUGUAUUUAAAAUAUGCUCAAGUACUCCAUAACCCGUGUUCGGUGUAAUUUUAAAUUAAUUAAACAACUUGAUAAAGUGCAACAGUGUAUAUAGUUGUAAUUAUAAAUUGCUGCGUAGUAGACCGACUUUGCUCCUUUCAAUUCAUAGUGCCUGUGUGUGUGUACACCAAGAAAAGUAUCUCUGGGGGGGAGGAAAAAACUGUGCAAAUAUAUAAAAAGUUAUCAACACCUAAACAGUGUAAGUGCACUUGAGAGAACGUGUCGCGCUCUGCAAGCAUACGGGUGGCUAUUGUAAUUCCAGUUAGAAGAACCCUUUGCUGCAUUAUCUCCUGAUUGCAGGAUUGUAUCUCACCUUAAACCGAAUUGGUGAUCUAAUGAACAUUAAAGAAGGAGCCUAUCUGGAGAUAAGUGGCCCUUAAGGGCAAAGCUAUUUCAAAUUGUGCUGUACUCUACACUAAAUAUUCUGUAAUGUAUAAGGAUUGUCUCCUUGGGAUUUUCUUCUUUCGUUUUUUUUUUAAUAUAUUCUUAUAUUUAAAUUGUGAGUGGUCAUAUGCAUUAUGAAGUAAAUAUGCCCCAUUUGGAUUGCACUUGCACUUUUUAGCUGUUAAUAAUACUGUUUAUGGGAGGCGGAGCCUGACUGCUGAACUGGCUGGUGGCAUGCUGCCCGAGCUCCAGGACGAGACCGGUAAUCUGACUAAUUUACAUGCCAAAAACUACCGCAAACCGUGUCUUCCAGCAACACAUUGCUGCUUACUCUAUUACUUAAAAAAAUGUGCACAGUUCUUCAUGCCAUACAACUGUCUUUAUAUGUACGUUGAAACUCUGGCACCAGCUGUUGCGACAUUGCUAGCUUAAAUGUAACCUGUAUAAUCUAUGCUCGGGGAAAAAAUACGGUUUAUAUAUUUGCACAUAGUUUUUUUUUUUUUUUUUGUGUAUAUGUGUGUGUGUGUAUGUGUGUGUAUAUGUGUAUAUAUAUAUAUAUAUAUAUAUAUAUAAUUUUUUUCCCGCUAGAAUCCCUUCUUAAAAUAUGAUUGAAACUGUCCGUGAAGUCUUAUAAUCUGUUUCUGUGCCAUUGUUUCAGGAAAUCGAUGCCAUCACAGCUCCUUCUGCACCAGAUGGCGAAGCAGUUGCUGCUUCUUUGAUUCCUCCCCCUACGCCACCAAGACCAGAUCCAAAGGACAGUCAUUCAGUGUCAUCUAGUGCACAUAAUGGCGCAGAAUCGGCUUUGGCAGGGGAGGCAUGGAGAUUUGAUACUCAGUGUUCGCUAACCGGAGGUGAGUGCAGUUUUUUUUUUUUUUUGGUUUUUUUGACUGUUCACUUUGAUAAUCUUACACACUUUCCAUCCUAUCAAAUAUGAUGUGCAAACGUCUCAUGCUCACAAACCCUCCACACUGUGCUCCGAUUUAACAUCUCUGCUCUACUGCUCAGUGCAAACCUACUUGUCCCUUUUUUUUUUGAAAGUUUGUGCUGUCCAAGUUGCCUCACAUGUCUUUAACACAUUGCGAUAUCCAGGUUACUUCAUCCCUACCCAAUUCACUUACUGAAAUGUAAUUCUUUGUGUAUUAUUAAUCAUUCUAUUAACCCUAAUAAGCAUUCCCCAUAAUAAUCGCAUGCUUACCAACACACUUCAUCAGUUAUGUUUGUCCGUUACAUACUGUUUUACUCCCUUUUAAUUCUACUGUUUGCAUAUAUAUCUCACCUUUUAAAAAUCUAUUGAUUGUAUGAUAUACUUUCCUAUGUUUUGCAGUAAUGUGAACGUUUUCUUUCUGGCUGUACCUGACACGUUUUGGUGUUUAAUAAAACAAGUGCUUUUGUUUUUGUCUAGUUGGUGUUGAGAUGGGGGAUUGGCAAGAAGUGUGGGAUGAGAACACGGGUUGUUAUUACUAUUGGAACACUCAGACCAAUGAAGUGACGUGGGAGCUACCCCAAGAUCUGGCUACUCAAGUCCAGGGAGCUCAGGGGUAUGUAAGAUGUGGGUGGACUGGGCAGAUGGAAGCUCUGUCUGCUAACAUAGCUUCAGUUUUAGCUCAUGGUGUGUGUUUAAUUUCCAGAACUGCUACAGACGGUAUUUCUUUACACACGAUUGUUACCGCAGAGUCCUUUUCUGAGGCAAAGGAAGACGUUUUGGUUACAAGCACUAGUAGCUUACCAGUGAUUUCCAAAAAAGAUGUAAAGAAGGUGAGUGCCUUUCUUUGUAGACCAUCCCUGCCCAUUGUAUGUGAUUUUCAAAUGUUAAAUUCCGUUUAAAUUGUCAAUAUCUCUAGCCCGAGUUCAGACCUAGUUAAAGGGACAUUAUAGGCACCCAAACCACUUCAACUCAUUGAGAAACUGCAAUAAUUACAUUGCACAGCGUUAACUCCACCUCUAGACGGGCAUUUCUGGGUCGUUAGUUGACUUUUGGUCGCCUACCUGACUCUGGAUGUCCUCACGCUUUGCAUGAUUCGAGCAUUGGUUCAAUGCUUUCCUAUGGUGUAGCCCUAAUGCAAUCGCUGAGCUUGCUGAUGUUGGGAGAGGUAAAGGCGUAGCCUGAACCAGCACUGAGGGACACGAGGGCGCUGGAUUCGGGUAAGUAACAAGGUUUGUUUUUGUUUUUUUUAACCCAUUCUGCACUGCUGGUGGGGGGGCACUAUAGGUUGCUAGGAAUGCAGCUUUGUAUUCCUAGCACUCUACUUUCCCUUUAACAGCAAUUGGAUGUUGGUUCUGAAGCAGAAUGUCAAGGAUUCCCCAGGGGUGAGCAGUAGCAAAUGGAGGUUCUCGUUCACUUUAGCAUUACUUUAAUUUCAUGUUUCUAGGGUUCACUGCCUGUAGGAUUUAUUCACUAAAUGAUGAAUUGAUAACAAGUUUAUUGCAUUUGGGGCAGAAAAUAUAUUGCAGCCUUCGUUUUGCAUUUUACUACAUUCCAUACUUAAUGAAGAAAAACCUCUCUGAGCAGUUCCCCACCACAGGGCUAAACUACCAGGAAGAAACCAGACUGGUUUGUCUCACUGCCAGGGAGGUGUAACUGGGUUAAUUUAUAAUAGUGUCAAUUUUUAUUGAAAUCUGCACCUUUUGUAACAUGGGGAAAAGGACACACUGUUCACAAAUAAAGCACUUCAGCAAGCUAAAGGGAUUUAGGAGUCUGAAGUGUCCCUUUAAAUCACUUCAUGUGCUGAACCCUGUGAGGGUUCCAUCCAUUGAAUCAAUGAAUCUUGCUGACCUUUUAAUCCUAUUGGGUAAUGCCACCAAAAAAAAUAAAUCUCAAAUCUCUGCCCUUUGAAUAGUUCCUCAUCUUUCUCUUUACGGCUGCCGUUGCAUACAUGUGAAUUAUGUCAGGUUAUUGCAAACGUGAGCGAUCUUUGACAAGCCUUUAUGGGCAUACUUUCUGUUUUCAGGAUGUGAAUGAGGCUGUCCAGGCCCUUUCCAACAAGGAAGAAGAGAAGGUGGGUGUUGCUGCAUCUCUACUUGCUCCACUUUUGCCAGAGGCUGUGAAAGAGGAAGAGGAACGCUGGCGAAGGAGAGUCAUAUGCAAAGAGGAUGUCGGCGAAGGAGCUUCAGAAGACGAAGGGGAGGCGGCAGCAGCUGUUGGUGCAGAUAGCUGCUUAGCUACGUGUGCAGACGAGAGUGGGCAAGAUGAUGUUUGCAGCACGGUCCAAUCAGGAGAGAGCGAUGAAGAAGAGAUAGAAGAACAAGACACCCUAGAGCUGGAGAUGGUCUUGGAAAGGAAGAAAGUAAGUGUUGUUUUUUUGUCCCUCUCCAAGUUGUUUUGCUUUUUCUUUAUAUUUUAAGUUAUUUUAUUUUAUUUGACGUGUUUAAUGGUAAUUAGAAAUAUAUGUUUAAGGUUUAAAGGGACACUCCAUGCACCCAGACCACUUCUGCCCAUUGGAGUGGUCUGGAUGCCAACUCCUAUCACCCUUUUUAUAAACUGCAAUAAUUACCUUGCGGGUUAAGUCCUGUCUGAUAGGCAGCCACUAGAGGGACUUCCGUGUUCUUAGAACACGAAAAGCAUGUUAUGCGACGCUUGGCGUUCUCACGCUUUGUGAGGACCUCCAACAUCGCCAAAAUCCCCAUAGGAAAUAAUUGAAUAAUGCUUUCCUAUGGGGAGGUCUAAAGCGCGUGGGCGGCCAUUGCCGAGCGUGCGCAUUGUCUCCCCCGGCCGGCUGACGUCUGCGAAUCCUGACCCAGCGCGGAGGGACAUCAGCGCUGGACUCCGGUAAGUCACUAUGGGGUUUUAACCCCUUCAGCAACUUGGGGUGGGGGGUGGGGCACUGUAGGGUCCUGCAGUGCUAGGAAAUGUCCCUUUUAGUAGUUAUUAUACAUUACAUUAUUCAUGAAAUAGUCAUUUAUGUAGCACUGUAUUUUGGGUAAACAAAACAAGAAAAUACACAUUUUGUAUGCUAUAUAAAUGUUAAAAUCACUUCCCUUGAUUUGAUUAAAAUGUGACCUUGAGAAUUUUAACGUGUCCUUAUGGUACACACGUUUUUUGUACUGUUAGAAUUACUGACAGAUGUCUCGAUUGUUUUGUGUAGAACAAAUUUGAAUUAAACAGCUGCUGAUUCCAUUGAAUUAUCUGCUUUUUAGGAAAUAUGGAGAUUUAUUUGAAUGAAUCCUUGUUAAAUGGAUGUUUUGAGGGACAGUACAGGUUAAUAUAUAAAUAUUAUUUUUUUUGUUCCCCUGCAUCAGGCUGAACUCCGAGCUUUAGAGGAGGGAGAUGUGAGUGUGUCUGGGUCCAGUCCACACUCUGACUUCAGCCAGUCAGAUGAAGCUCCGAAAGCAACACCCGUUAAAAGCAAGUGGAAGGUGUUCGUUCCAACAGCUAGUCCCGAUUCAGCCAGCCGCAGCUCCAGUAAAACCGGCCGUGACACCCCUGAAACCGGUGAGCGUUUGAUCUAAUAAACCACAUUUUCAGCUAUUUUAUUAUAGAGAAUAGAGUUGUCCAGUGCUCCCUACAGUAUAUCUUUUCAGUUCUGUUAAUUAUGUCUGUGCUCCCUUACAUUCUGUGGUCUCUGGGUUCGGUUAAUUAUGUCUGUGUGGUCUCUGGGUUCUGUUAAUUAUGUCUGUGCUCCCUUACAUUCUGUGGUCUCUGGGUUCUGUUAAUUAUGUCUGUGUGAUCCCUUACAUUCUGUGGUCUCUGGGUUCGGUUAAUUAUGUCUGUGUGAUCCCUUAUAUUCUGUGGUCUCUGGGUUCUGUUAAUUAUGUCUGUGUGAUCCCUUACAUUCUGUGGUCUCUGGGUUCGGUUAAUUAUGUCUGUGUGAUCCCUUAUAUUCUGUGGUCUCUGGGUUCUGUUAAUUAUGUCUGUGUGAUCCCUUAUAUUCUGUGGUCUCUGGGUUCGGUUAAUUAUGUCUGUGCUCCCUUACAUUCUGUGGUCUCUGGGUUCUGUUAAUUAUGUCUGUGCUCCCUUACAUUCUGUGGUCUCUGGGUUCGGUUAAUUAUGUCUGUGUGAUCCCUUACAUUCUGUGGUCUCUGGGUUCGGUUAAUUAUGUCUGUGUGAUCCCUUAUAUUCUGUGGUCUCUGGGUUCUGUUAAUUAUGUCUGUGUGAUCCCUUAUAUUCUGUGGUCUCUGGGUUCGGUUAAUUAUGUCUGUGCUCCCUUACAUUCUGUGGUCUCUGGGUUCUGUUAAUUAUGUCUGUGCUCCCUUACAUUCUGUGGUCUCUGGGUUCUGUUAAUUAUGUCUGUGUGAUCCCUUAUAUUCUGUGGUCUCUGGGUUCGGUUAAUUAUGUCUGUGUGAUCCCUUAUAUUCUGUGGUCUCUGGGUUCUGUUAAUUAUGUCUGUGCUCCCUUACAUUCUGUGGUCUCUGGGUUCUGUUAAUUAUGUCUGUGCUCCCUUACAUUCUGUGGUCUCUGGGUUCGGUUAAUUAUGUCUGUGUGAUCCCUUAUAUUCUGUGGUCUCUGGGUUCUGUUAAUUAUGUCUGUGCUCCCUUACAUUCUGUGGUCUCUGGGUUCUGUUAAUUAUGUCUGUGUGAUCCCUUACAUUCUGUGGUCUCUGGGUUCUGUUAAUUAUGUCUGUGCUUCCUUACAUUCUGUGGUCUCUGGGUUCUGUUAAUUAUGUCUGUGUGAUCCCUUAUAUUCUGUGGUCUCUGGGUUCGGUUAAUUAUGUCUGUGCUUCCUUACAUUCUGUGGUCUCUGGGUUCGGUUAAUUAUGUCUGUGUGAUCCCUUAUAUUCUGUGGUCUCUGGGUUCUGUUAAUUAUGUCUGUGUGAUCCCUUAUAUUCUGUGGUCUCUGGGUUCUGUUAAUUAUGUCUGUGCUCCCUUACAUUCUGUGGUCUCUGGGUUCUGUUAAUUAUGUCUGUGUGAUCCCUUACAUUCUGUGGUCUCUGGGUUCUGUUAAUUAUGUCUGUGCUCCCUUACAUUCUGUGGUCUCUGGGUUCGGUUAAUUAUGUCUGUGUGAUCCCUUAUAUUCUGUGGUCUCUGGGUUCUGUUAAUUAUGUCUGUGCUCCCUUACAUUCUGUGGUCUCUGGGUUCUGUUAAUUAUGUCUGUGCUCCCUUACAUUCUGUGGUCUCUGGGUUCGGUUAAUUAUGUCUGUGUGAUCCCUUAUAUUCUGUGGUCUCUGGGUUCUGUUAAUUAUGUCUGUGCUCCCUUACAUUCUGUGGUCUCUGGGUUCUGUUAAUUAUGUCUGUGUGAUCCCUUACAUUCUGUGGUCUCUGGGUUCUGUUAAUUAUGUCUGUGCUUCCUUACAUUCUGUGGUCUCUGGGUUCUGUUAAUUAUGUCUGUGUGAUCCCUUAUAUUCUGUGGUCUCUGGGUUCGGUUAAUUAUGUCUGUGUGAUCCCUUAUAUUCUGUGGUCUCUGGGUUCUGUUAAUUAUGUCUGUGUGAUCCCUUACAUUCUGUGGUCUCUGGGUUCUGUUAAUUAUGUCUGUGCUUCCUUACAUUCUGUGGUCUCCGGGUUCGGUUAAUUAUGUCUGUGUGAUCCCUUAUAUUCUGUGGUCUCUGGGUUCGGUUAAUUAUGUCUGUGCUUCCUUACAUUCUGUGGUCUCUGGGUUCGGUUAAUUAUGUCUGUGUGAUCCCUUAUAUUCUGUGGUCUCUGGGUUCUGUUAAUUAUGUCUGUGUGAUCCCUUAUAUUCUGUGGUCUCUGGGUUCUGUUAAUUAUGCCUGUGUGCUCCCUUACAUUCUGUGGUCUCUGGGUUCUGUUAAUUAUGUCUGUGUGCUCCCUUACAUUCUGUGGUCUCUGGGUUCUGUUAAUUAUGUCUGUGUGCUCCCUUACAUUCUGUGGUCUCUGGGUUUUGUUAAUUAUGUCUGUGCUCCCUUACAUUCUGUGGUCUUUGAGAUCUGUGAUAUUUAAAUAUUGGACUGUAUGCUAUCUGAUGAUAUUUAUUUACUAAAAACAGAACAUAAUGUGGAGACCUUUUGACUUAAAACUUUCCGUUUAUCUUUACGAAUUUCAUAGCCUUUAUAGGGGCAGGAGAAAGAAUAAGAACACAUCACUCAGACUAAGAGUGUAAUGCAAUUCCCUAGGAAAUCACAAAAUAUUUCAACUGUUCUAGCUUUUAAGACAUGCACUUCAUCUGAAAUGGAGGAUAUCUGUAUCUAUCAAGUUCAUAUAUCCUUGCACUCAUGCUUGAGUUGCCUACUGCGAUACUGCAGUGGUAGAAUUGCCGGGUACCAGUCUCUGCAAGGGAUCCUGUUAUGUACCAAACAAAAGAUACAGGCUGCACUCACGGACUUGCAAAUAUCAAAAAUGCUGUUUAUUCCAUAUAACAAGAAAAAUCUUCCUCAGGAGUCAUUUAAUCCUGAGGAAGGUCCCUGCGAUGACCGAAACGUUGAUAUUUUUUAUUUUAUUUUCCCCAGCAUUUUUGAUAUUUGCAAGUCCGUGAGUGCAGCCUGUAUCUUCAUUUGUUUGAGAAACAGCUGUCCAUGAGUGGUUCACUGGUUUUGCAUCUUAUCCUAAAUUGUGUUCCAAGCAGUUGUAUACUGCAAACACAAAUUAAAAGGAAUCCAUGUUUAAAAUGGAAUGAGGCAAAAAUGUGAUUCUUUGUUAAACUAAUUUGCAUAUGCCCACCCAGAAUCCUUUGCGGUUGUAACAUCACUGCUGAUUUGGGAUUUCUGUGGGAAAAGCAAGUCUUAUGGCUUGACUGGUGUGCAGAUUUUUGUUUAGCAUUGUAUUAACUAUCCACAUACUUCAGGUGGAAGGGGUUUUCAAUCACAAUUUAUCCAAAAUAUUUAUUAGAUGUAUAUUAAAAAUACGAUCGUUUCAGCCCCACUGGAGGGCUUUCCUCAGGAUUUUUUUUUGAUCCUGAGGAAAGCCAUCCAGUGGGGCUGAAAUGUUGAUCGUAUUUUUAAUAUAUAUCUAAUAAAUAUUUUUUAUUUUAAUGAAGUCCGAGGAGUGCAUCCAUUAUUUUGGAUAUUUUGUAUGAAAACAGCCUGCUGCACCCGGAAUUAUUCAAGAUAGCGUGAGUGCAAGGAAACUUUUGUGUAAUAUAUAUAUAUACAUUUUUUUUUUUUUUUUUAUUAUUAUUAUUGAAAUUUUUUUUGUGAGAGAGAAAUGUGAUUUCCUUUUCAGAACUUGCUGCUGAGAGCUGUGCGCCUGUGAAAGAACCAGAGAGUGAAGAGGUGACCGAUCACCACAAACCAGUGGUGGAGGAAGGUGAUGAUCUGAAGGUAAUGCUGUGAGCAUACAGUGUUCUGGCAUCACAUAUAGACACAGGGCUGCCAUCAGAACUCUUUGGGCCUUUUACUGUUCCAUUGGCCAGGCCCCUCCUCAUGCUGUACUGCCACCUCCACCCUUAAUAAUUGUGCCAAAAAGAUAGAAACCGCCUUAUUUUCCACCAUUGUAAAAAUAACCCUGGAGUGGCCAACUUUGCUUUUAUCUCCCCACUACAAUAACAAUAUCCCUGGCAGGACCCCGUUCAUUCCUAAUGCCUCCCACCACAAUAAAAAUACCCCCCUCCUACACCACAUAACACAUUGUAAACAUACACCUGGCUCGCCCCCAUUCACUUCUUACCCCUCCACAAAAAAAACCCCCUGGAAGCUCACAUAUACUUUACUUACCUUUGUCUGUACUCCUCUUACCUCACACACCACUCUGCAUCCAUCUGUGUUCUUCCAAGUCUUUAUCCUCCAUAUUUAACAGUGGAAAGACAGGGGGUCUGCAGGCAUGAGCAGGACGAUGGCUCCGCAGGGUCCAGUGGUGCCUGGUGCAGGGUUCUGGCUCCUUUCUCUCAUUGUCGUUGCCACGCAGAGAAGUGAAAGGGUGUUGGCACUGCUCCUAAGUAAGGGUCCUACUCCACAGGAUAUGUCCAACAGGAAGACCGGACUAACAGCAGUUUGGGCAAAUUAGACCCUGGGCCCGAUGGCCAAUUUACAUGCUGAGUGUUCCUGUCAUCAUUGUUGCUUACAAUUGUAAAGUGUCUUGUAAUACAGUGUGGUAUUUUUGUACUUUGUAUGUGUGAGAGGGCACUUGUCUAGCACGAGAGGGUGUACAUGCAGUUUGAGUGUAUGCGAGUAGUGUAUUUUUAUGGGUUGUGUGUGAUUGUUUCCAAAUCCUCCCCUUUCUCUGUACUUUUAUUUUGUUUCACUGUCUAAACCCUUACCCUUGUUUUCUCCUUCUCAAAAAUCCCAUCCAAAACCCUUAGCCUUGCCUCCAUCAAGGCACUAUAAUGCACUUUAAAUAUUUUUAACAUAUUUAUCACUCAGCCGUACCUCGUUUUCUAGCAUUGCUGAGCUCUUUAUGAUGCAUUGCCUGGGAUGUUCUUCCAGCCCAGCCUAAACACUGCAUCUCUUGUGUAUUCCAUGCUGUGUGGCGAGAGUUAAAGCAUAUGAUGGGAGUCAUGCCCCACACCCUCACAGCCAGGAAACUGCUCUAGGCUGAGGCUGGCCAAGGAAGAGGGAAGGGAAUAGGCCUCUUAUUACAGAUUAGGAGCUUGGACACACUGCACUACAGCUCAGAAACAAGGUAGCGACACCAGGAAAGGAAUCCAUGACUGUCUGGGCUCCUAAAUGGUUGUGUACCAGUUGGGGAGUUCUCUGUAUUCACCAGUGGGUUAAUGAAUAAACAGAGGUAGGCCCCCAAGAACCUCAACCCAUCACCCCUCUGGGGAAUAUACUUUCUCUUCAACUAGACCUCAGCGGGCUCCGCAGCUUGUGCCGGCCCCCUACUGGAGUAAUGCCUAAACCCACCUGUAGACAGGUUUAAUGAGACCUGGUGGAAUCUUUAAUUAAUUACCACUCUAGGCACCCAGACCACUUCAGCUUAAUGAAGUGGUCUGGGUGCCUGGUCCUUCUAGGGUUAACCCAUUUUUUAAUAAACAUAGCAGUUUCAAAGAAACUGCCAUGUUUAUUAAUGGGUUAAGCCUUCCCCCUAAUCCUCUAGUGGCUGUCUCAUUGACAGCCGCUAGAGGCGCUUGCAUGCUUCUCACUGUGAUUUUCACAGUGAGAGCACGCCAGCGUCCAUAGGAAAGCAUCGUAAAUGCUUUCCUAUGCGACCGGCUGAAUGUGCCCGCAGCUCUUGCCGCGCGUGCGCAUUCAGCCGACGGGGCGGAGAGGAGGAGGAGAGCUCUCCGCCCAGCGCUUGAAAAAGGUACGCUUUACCCCUUUCCAGAGCCGGGCGGGAGGGGGUCCCUGAGGGUGGGGGCACCCUCAGGGCACUAUAGUGCCAGGAAAACGAGUGUUUUCCUGGCACUAAAGUGGUCCUUUAAGGGAAAAGCUGCAGUGGUUAGCUUGUCCAAGGAAGGAAGAGGUGAUAGAAUUAUCCAGAAUUAAUAUAUAUUCUUUUUCUUUAACAGUUCCAAAUUGGAGAGAUGGCCAAUGGCCUAAUAAGUAAACUGGAAUUUCUGGGAAUUAACAGGCAGUCUGUGUCCAAUUUUCACGUCCUCCUGUUUCAGACAGAGGUGAGUUAAUCACAUGUUAACUUACCAGUAUGGAUAAAUACAAUAUUUGUGUUCUGUGCUAGUUUUUUUAUUUUUAUCUUGGUAAGAAUUCCAUUAGCUAACAGUGUCGACUUUCUUUUAAUGUAUUUUAUGUUGUUGCUUGGUGAUUUUUGGGUAACCUAUUUAUUUGAUCAUUUGCGAUGUUUGCCAUAACGUGUUAAUGGUUUGCUGGUUAUUUCCAGACUCGUAUCUCAGACUGGAGGGAAGGAGCAUUGAGCGGACACUACCUGAAACGUAAACUUCAAGAUGCAACAGAGCAAAUAAAACAGUAUGAAAUAAACGCCACCCCUAAAGGCUGGUCCUGCCACUGGGACAGGUACGAAUUUCCCCCCACUUUUCACCUUUCACCUCUCAAAACAUGACUUGUGACAUCACCACCUGACCUCGCGACCUCAUCUGUCUGGAGACUGAAAGCUGCUGCCAUUAGGUUCUGGGUGGGCAGACCUUGCAGCACAUGCAGUGCUUGGCCCUGCACAUUGGAGAAAACAAAAAGCUUUUUUAUGUAAAUGUACAUAUGCGUAGUUUCCUCAUUGGACAGAAAGUUGGUUAACCCACGCAAGGUGUUGAGUGCAUUGAUCUGGGAGGGAAUAAGGGGGGAAGCGCAUGCGAGAGCUCUGUGAACAUUUCAGGAUGUCUGGACCCCACAUUUCCUGUGUAACAUCGAUGAAGUUAACUGAAGCUUCAGGGCGACAGCUGUCAACGAAGAGCAAGAUACUUUCUCCUGACUCAGGUCAGACCGAAAUAUUUCCUUUUUAAAUUUUGUCUUAUUUUUUUAUUUUGUUUUUGCUUUUUAUUUUAUUUUUUUGUUACUUUUAUUCUUUGUGUUUUUUUUUUUUUUUUUUUUCCUUUCUACUUUUCUAUCUUGUACUUAAUCGAAGAUAUGUACUCUUAUCUUUCAGCUCCCUGAAACUAAACACACAUGCCUAGUUUGCUCUAAUGAGGAUCUAAUAGUGGAUGCCAAACUUGAGCUUGGCAUCCCCAGAAAUGGUGCUUUCAUCAACAUCACAAAUCUUUCCCCCACCAUAAAAUCUCCCUCUUUUUAUUAAGCACAGUGUUUAAAGCCCAGAAAAGCAAUGACAGCCCUUAAUUAAAUUAUAUAGUGUCAAAGUGUUAUGGGACAUAUUUGUCUAACGCAUUGAGCUUGGUUGCAUUCACACAGUGUGUUAGACAAGCUGCCCUGUGCAGGAGGUUUAUUUUUCUUUGUAAAAUGCAGAUGUUCUGUAAGUUUCCCUCCUGUGAGCCAAAUUAAAGCCACAGGAGAGAGCACAAAACAAAGGUGAUAACUGUAUAGGAGCAGUAAUUAAAAGCUGUGUCUGUUUUUGUGAUUCAGGGAUCAUAGACGUUAUUUCUAUCUUAAUGAAAACACUGGCCAAUCUCAGUGGGAGUUUCCUGAUGUGGACGAGGAAGAGGAGCGGGCUGCAUCCCAAAAUAAAUCUGAUGUCUCUAAGCUGGUUCAAAGGGAUAAAUUUGAAAGUGCCCCACCUCCUCCUCCUCCUGAGCCGCCAGAACCCGUUGCAGGUAAGAUUUCCGAUGGUUUUAUCUAUGUACAAACCUAAGUCAGUUGCCUCUCCCAAAUAAAGCGUGCCUACUAUGUACUGAAGAGGAUGGGUUUUGAAUACAAACUGUAAGAACUGCAAACGUGAAGUAUUUUUGUAAUACAAAGGUCAAUACAUAGUUACUGUAAGCUGUAGUGAUUAUGGUGCUUAGUGUAUCUCUCUUUAUGCUCACGUUGGUUUGUAAUUCAUGUUGUUUUUUUCAGAAAUUACUCCUGUCAAGCCUGUGGUUCCGCCCAGUGGACAAGUAACACAAUACUGGAACAUACAUCAACCACCCCUGCCUUUAGAAUUACCCCCACCACCCCCUCCACCUCCUGAAUCACCUCCGCCGCCGCCACCACCACCUCCUUCACCACCACCUCCCCCACCUCCGUUGGAUGAUGGAGAGAUCCAAGAGGUGGAAAUGGAGGAAGAUGAUGGGGAACCACCAGCCCCAGGAACAGAAGAAGUGCAUGCUAAAUUGCUGCACUCGGAAAUCGCCGUUCACAAGGUGAGCAAAAGAGAGGCUGACCUUGGCACACUGCCUAAAACUGUCUUUUUAGAUUGUAAUAGGAAUUUAUGGAAAUGGACAUUUACCAUAUCGGUGCUCAACAUAGUCAGACCUCUUUUUAACGAAUGAAGGAGACUCACUGAGGUUUACUCAGGUUGUUUUGGUGGUUGUACUUCUUUAAUUCUUACUGAACCCAAUCAGACCUCUCCUAGCCUCUUUGAUCCCUAUACUUCUACUUGGCAUCAUUAACAGCAAGUGUCAUGUUUAGGGGCUCCACAAUUCCGUUCUAAUGAAUAUAUGGCUAAAAUAUGAACAGUUUUCUUCUUUGGUUAAAGAUCCAACAUGUGUGCUGAUACUUAUGCUGAAGGUGUGAUAAACUUGCAUUGUGUUGAAGAAUAAAGGAAGUUUUUCUGAUGUAUUAACACCACCCCUCCCCUCACUUUUCUCCCAGAUAAAAGGGGAUCCUGCAGUUUCUGGUAAAACGUCUAAGAGGAAGGCAACAGACAUGUUUGCAGAGCAGUCUGUCACCAUUGGAAGCUGUGCGGUUCUCUACUCUCAGCAAUCCCUCCCAGCAGGUCUGAAAUUACUUUUUCUUCCCAAUGAAAUGCUCAUUAAGGGAACAAAAUGAAUGGAAUGACACAUUUUAAAACGGUCUAUUACAUUUGCUUCUUUGCUUUUUAGCCAGAAAAAAUAAAUUUUGGUCUGUGAAUAAGCACACACCUGACAGCUCCCCACACGCAUCUUAUUCUUUAAUACAGUGAGGGGGAAAAGUAUUUGAUCCCCUGCUGAUUUUGAUCGUUUGUCUACUGACAGAGAAAUGAUCAGUCUAUAAUUUUAAUGGUAGGUGUACUUUAACAAUGAGAGACAGAAUUAAAAAAAAAAAACACAUUUCAAAAAAGUUAUAAAUUUGAUUUGCAUGUCAAUGAGUGAAAUAAGGAUUUAUUUGUUAUCAAAUUCUCGUGGCAUACUUACAAAGAAAUCAGAAAGGAGUAGGCUCACAGUAAAGGUUAUUACAGCUAUAAAUUACGCUUUGCUAAACUGCAGUUAGGUGAAAGGUUGUCUCUUCCUUUUUCCCUCAUUUUGUCACUUUAUUUUAAUCAAACAAAGUUUACUGUAACUCUUUAGGCAAAUAUACAAUAAUAUUAAACGCACAAAGAAUCUGGACUGUGAGACUGUAAUGGAAUAUUGCAUAAAAAGGAAAUUCUAAUGGGGGGCCGGGGGUAAUGUAAUUCGUGCUGGAAGGACAAAAUAGGAAGAGUAAUCUGCCACAUCAUUUUCUGACCUUCACAAAACGCCUCUCACAAGCAUUGCAAAUUAUUCAAUAUGGUUAGAAACCACCAAUCAAGACUAUGGGAUUUGUUUUGUAGAUCAUACAGUUUAUUCUCUAACUGUAUUGAAUAAUUUGUAAAGGUUAUUAAAUUAAUCCCUAAAUUCCCUAAAAAGAUAUCAAAUUGUAGCACAUGUAGUUAUGGGAGACCUAUAGAUAUCGAUAUCUUAAUCUAGUUCGAUUUCAGUGAAAUUAAAAUUGCUGCUGUUGGGUCUAAAAAAAUGUUUUAUUUGGAGUAUGUCUGCUCAGAGAAGACUAGUAAAACCUGCUUAUUAAUGUGUCCUCUUUCAGCUCCACCUAUGACCGCAAUGAAUCUCCCCGCCAAUUAUAUGGGACUUCCACUCCAGGUUCCGUCCCCUGUAGUCAUGAGCCCGUUGGACUAUGCCAUUCCAAAUAGUAUGUUACAAGCAAUGCCCCACGUCAUGCCACAUGCCCUAAUCCCAACACCUGUAGUGACAGAACCGCAACCUCCUCCACCGGCUCCAGUGGCUACCAGCAAGCAACAAACAGAAAAAACUAAAAAGACCAAGAAAGAAAAGGUACUGUUUUUUUCAUCUAGAAGCUUACUUUAUCCCCCUUUUUUUAAAUUUACUUAUUUUUAUUCACAACUGUAUAAUCUUGUCUGUGCUUGGUUGUCAUUCGUAGGUUAAAAAGAGUAAAGUUAAAAUGCCAUCCUUAGUCCAGAAAUGGCAAAGCAUACAGAAAGAGCUGGAUGAAGAGGAGCUGUCCAGUUCCAGUGAUGAGGAUCGUUCUGUAUCAAAUCAGAAACGCAUUGAAGAUUGGAAAAUUCAGCAGUUAAACAGGUACGAAGGUCAUGUGAUUUAGAUCAAUAUAUAUUGUGUGUAUAAUAUGAACAUAUGGGAAACUGCAAGUUAAAGGGAGAGUCUAAGAACAAAAACCAGUACAUCUUUAUGCAGUGGUUUUGGUGUAAAUAUCCAGUUCCUGUAUUCUGACACGAGAUACAGGACAGACACUGUGCUGUAGUAGCACUUCUAGUGGUUUCCUAGCAAACAGCCAGAACCACCUUCACACAGGUACUUUGUUCAGCAUCAUCACUCAGAAUGUCUUUCGGACCUUACAGGCAUAUUGCUGUGAGCGUACCUGCAUGUCCUGAAAUGGUGAGCUCGGUACUCAUGAACACUCACACCAUACACAUGCGUGAUGUAGUAUUUGAUUUGUGCGUGCAUGGGAGCUGUGCAUGUACCGUGUGUUCUCUAUUAGAAGCAUUUGAAUGGACAGUAGUCAAGUGUAAUGACAUUAGAGUAGGCAGGUGAGGUUGCUGUGUAGAAGCAGUCUCUGCACUGGAGUAAAGCGAAGUUCAAGUGAGAUUUUUAUUUUACAGUGUUCCUUUACUGAACAUGGCUUUUUGUUUAAAGGCACCCAGACCACUUCAGUUCAGUGAAGUGAUCUGGGUGCCAGACCCAUCUAGUUUUAACCCUGCAGCUGAAAACAUGGCAGUUUCAGAGAAACUGGCCUCUAGUGGCUCUCACUGAUUUUUCACAGUGAGAAGACGCCAGCGUCUAUAGGAAAGCAUUGAGAAAUGCUUUCCUAUGGACUGAUUGCGCGCAUGGCUCUUGAUGCGCAUUCAGCGCUGACUUUCGGAAGAGGGAGAUUUCCCCAGCGCCAAGGGAGUCUGGCACUGGAGAAAGGCAAGUGAUUAACCCCUUCCUCCCCCUUUAGCCCUGAGGGUUGGGGGGGGACCUAAAGACCCUAUAGUGCCAGGAAAACGAGUUUGUACGUUAGUAUAGAUUAAGCCAUAUCAGGAAUUGUAUGCACUACUUGUUAGUGUUAAAUUUCAAUAACAGUAUAGUUUGCCCCCUUCCUGUAUAAAGUAUGUAAUGCAAUCUGAUGUAUUCAGACAUAAUGAAAGCUAUGUAAAUCUGCCACACAUACCUGUUUUGGAAUUACAGUAGGUUAUAUAAUCGGUGCCAAUGACAAGUCACCACUACGCAAACCUGCAUCUGCCAUUGACUCUGGAUUACACAAUGCUAGUCCAGCAGAGUUUGCACAAAUACAAUUGCUUGACUUCAAACCUGCUGUUGGAGCACUUGUUACAUAGGCUGCAUUGUGCUGGAAAAACGCUGAUAAAAUCUACUUGUAACUUCUACGGUUUUACUGCUUUAUGUCAUGAUGGUUUGGCUGUACAUAUCAAAAAAGGUGGUGCACUAGGCGAAUAACCGUUUACUCAAUUCCUUUGUAUCCAUGUAAAUAUAACUUUCCAACUCUUUUUUUUUUUUUUUCUUUCUUUUUUUUAGUGGCUUGGCUGAGAAGAACGCAAACUUUGAAGCCCUUCCUGAUAAUUGGAGAGAACGUCUGAAGAGAAGGAAAAUGGCUUCAAGCACGUGACACCCAUUUUGAGCACUUGUAUAUUUUAUUACUCUCCAACAGAUACUGUAUAAAAAUUCCUCCUUGUUCAUAUUUGUUCCACUCAGACUGUUUUUCUUAUUUCAAAUCUGUGGAUGACAAGUUCCUUAACAUAGGUAUUAACAUUUAAUCUAUACAUUCUGUUAAUUACCAGCAGAUGGAUAGAUUAAAUAUUACUUCUACUUACCUGAUCUUUGCUUCCUGAUGUGGGUGGUGGCCCCACGUUUAUCCAUGUGUACUCUAACUUGUAUCUGCGCAUCGGUGUUUGUGGGACGUGCUGGUACCCUCUCAAGCAGCAAUGUUUCUAGAUUCUUCCAUGUUAAUGACUGAGAUUUAAAGGAUUAACACACAAAGUCAAAAUAAAAUGCCAUCUAUACAUUUAACAGCCAUUUGGCUAAGCAUGUAUAGAUGCACUUUAUUUUACAUGAUACCAAGUCAUAUUUUCAUGACAGGUGCCCCUCACACAUGCCAGACUCGUUUCUACCUGUUGAUCCGUUUUUGUAUCUGUGUAUUAUUUAAAUGUAUUUUUUCCCUUUCUUCAAAAGCAAAGAUUUUCUUUUGCUACUGGCCUGAAAAGUGUUUUAAAAAGGUGAAACUUUUGUAAAAAGAUAAACUGUAACAAUAACUUUUUAUAAAAUCAGUGUUUUGUUUAUUUUAUUUUUUUCCCCUGAAAUCCUUUCUUGCCUCUAGUUGGUUGCUGUCUGCCCAUCCCCAAGGAGGGCUCUAGAUCGGGUAGAACCAGGAGCAUUUGCUCUCCGUAGAGUACAAUCUGGUAAAUCUAUGCACUUUAAACAAAAUCUUAUUAAAUCAUUUCCCACAGAUGUGCUCCAUAUUUGGCUGCAAGAUGACCAACGUUCCUGCUUGCAUUAGUUGUUCCUAAAACUAGCUAAUGCUUCUGGAAUUAUUUUAGAUCAGUGAUGUCUGGCCUUUAGUACUCCAGCUAUUGUCAUUUCCACCUCCAGGAUGCACAACCGACCAUCAUGGAAUCCGAUAAAUGCAGCAUCUCGCGUAUCAAGGAUCGCCAUCAUUGUGUAGAACGAUGGGAGAAAUGGUUGAUUUUGUUGCAAUUUGUUUGGAGCAAGUUUGGGAAUUUUUUUUUUUCUUAAAUAAUGGAAAGAUGUUGCAUAGAGAGGUGAUAACUGACCUCCAGUGGCAGAAGUAUUAAAUGAGCUAUAUCCAACAUCACAGCCUCUUUGGUUAAAGCAGGCGGUUGGCAACCUUUUGACACUCUUGAUAUUGUGGACUACAGCUCCCCCUGAUGCUUUGCCAGCAUUAUGGCUGCAAAAGCAUUAUGGGAGAUGUAGUCCAUAACCUCAGGAAUGGCAAAGGUUGCAUAUCCAUUGGGGUAUUCCUUACACUCGCCAGAUCGCUUCCCAAUGUAUAGGUCAAUAGAUAUGUCAAACCUGGUGUUUUAUUGGUUUUUCCCCUUCUGGGUAGGUUGCACAUUCAACUGAAGCAAUCUCAUUACACCGUUUAAUGGCCAAUAAUGCAUCACCUGCAAGGUGCACAUUUUCCAUUGGCCUAUCUUUUGAUCUACAGAUUUGCACAAUCUUUGUACAUCAGUGUAAAAAAAUCAACACACCGGAAUUCUUGAAAUAUAAUUGUCUAGAAAUGCUGCCUACAAAUGGUCAUUCAGUUUGAGUUGGGAAAGUAGUUGAAUUCCUAAUACCGCCCCCAUCACUUUAUUUGCCGCUUCAGCCGACAAUGGAUGAGAUUUAAAAGGGCUCUCCUCCCAUGUUAUGCUAUUAAGUGGCAGAUAUGUCACUCCUCCCAUUAGGAAGAGACUGUUCUGAUCUAUUAAAUUUCAUUUAUGAAUGGGUUUAAUGCUUCAGCAGUGAAUGCUUUGCUUCUGGAAGAAAGGAAAUUGCUGUCUGUCGACGUGUGAAAAAUAAAUGUUUUAAAUGGUCCGUAGGGUCUUUUUUUUCCCCCACCUUUUCUCUGUAAAUGUUGUAAAUAUUAAGUAAAAUACAUUUUUACCUCUGAAUCUGAUUUGAAGGGAAAAUGUUUGCUUUUUUUAAUGUCACAAAUUAAAAUUAUAUUGAAACAUGAAUUAGUCUGUUUUAAUGUGAUUGUACUUGCUUUAGACCAGGCUUCCCCAAACUCCAGCCCUCCAGAUGUUGCUGAACUACCACUCCAAUGAUUCUAUGAAUGAAAUAGGCUAAGGAUCAUGGGAGUUGUAGUUCAGCAACAUCUGAAGGGCUGGCGUUUUGGGAAGCCUACUUUAGACAGUGAAUGCACUGUGGAUACAAUCAGAGUAGGACAAAAUGCAGAAGCUGCCUUGGAAAUACCAUGAAACCUGUCAGCCAGGCUUGAAAUGUGUGAAGCAAGGGACUGCAUGACAUUACUCGAAUCUGGCAUCCAGCAAUUUAAAAAGGCCGUGAUUUGAGGAUAGAUGAAUAGUAAAUUCCAUUGUAUAGCACCUGACCAUAACAAACACUUUAUUCAUAUUGGCUUGAUUUUGUCAUUAAGGUAUUUAACUACAAACCUGUAAACACAACUUUUGUAGUAUUGGUUAUCAAAGUUUUUAGGUGAUCUGUCCAAAUUACCAUCCUGAGAUCCAGGCGUUAAAGAUAAUACAGGUACAAUCUCUUAAAGGAAUUGACCGUUUCCAGCCCAGUAAACACUAAUGACAUUGUAACGGGUGAUGUAUUGCCAUCUUCCACUACCUGCAUGAUUUCGUUUGCAUGUCAGUCUACAAUAUGACAUUACAAAUUUUCACAAGCAUUUUGCAGAGACGUGAAACCUCAAGGGCACAUGAAUUUGGAUACACUUGUAACUAAUGCCGUCCUCUGCACAUUGUUAAAAUGUGCUGAACUGAUCCAAAUAUAUAGAGUAUAAUACCUGAUUUUUUUUUUUAAUAUGGGAUUUAAAUAAAGUUUAAAACAUGACUGUUCAUCAUUAACCAUAAUACUUAAAGCUACUGAAUCUCCAUAGAAUUAAUGUAUUCCACUCAUUUCAUUUGAUCUCACAAAUUGUCAAUCUGUGGGGUUGAUAAAGCACACAAUACAUCCGUCCUCUUCGGAAAUGUUGUUGCUGGAAGACUCUGAUCUCUCAUCAUAAGGGCAGCUGCU